UGUGUAAUGGACGUUUUAGAGCUCGCCAAACCACAAUUCGCAGGAAUUAUUACUAAGAUAUUGGUUAACUUUUGUGCAAGACAACAAAGAAGAUCACGUAUGAAGUGCCAUCUGGCCCCAUAUGGACUGGAUCCCAAAGACGACGAAUACCAAGGGCACAUUACGCUCUCUUUGUCUGUGUAACAAAGCACCUUGUGCAUAUUCACAUCAGCGGUGCCAAAGAGGGAUUGAAAUCUUUUGUUCUUUCGAUGCUGACAUCAUAAAAGUGGGAUGAAUGGAGGAAUAAUUGAACUAUAAUCAAGACAGCACACCCUGUCAUUUGAAGAGCUGCUUUUUAGACCCGUCUGACCUACGGGAAGAACGUCAGGAAAAUUGUCGGGAAUAAGUCAACCCGGAAUCAAGCUUUCACUUGUGUCCUCCAGCCCCCGCAUUGCCUGUUUCAGACAAGCAGUGAGUUCGCAGCAGCAGCGCUUGGAGUCAGAUUACAUGCAACCAUUCCAAUGGUGUAACGGCUGCCUCUGUGGUCUAGGGCUGCAGCAUUCAGACUGUGAUAUGUCAGAGGAAGACAUCUACCGUUUGCCGCUCAACGUGUACGUCAUUGUACUGGGCAUAGGCAUGUUCAUCUUCAUGCUCAGUGUAAUCUUCUGCUGCUAUCUGUUCAGAUUGAAACAGCAAGGUACAAGGGAGCAGUACAGCUACAAUGAGGUGGUGUUGAAAGGUGCAGGAAAGAAGCUGAGCCUGCUGGGACAGCCCUGUGCCGUGUGUCUAGAGGAAUUUAAGACCAGAGACGAGCUGGGCGUCUGCCCGUGUUCACACACCUUCCAUAAGAAGUGCCUGCUGAAAUGGCUAGAGAUCCGCAGCGUCUGCCCAAUGUGCAAUAAACCCAUCAUGCGUCUCCACAAUGCUGACACCCCGCGAGGAGCCGAGGGGCUGCAAGACCCUGAGGAAGUGUGACCCCAGAAAUUGUACGGCCCACGGCCAGAUUAACACCCUCUAGUUCUGCGAUUGUUGGAACAGAUCAUGUGACCUGCCUAGGCUCUCCAAAGCCAUCUAUAUGCACCGCCACAGCGGACCGGAGUCAAGACAAACCAGGAUGACACUAGUGAUUCAGUAUAUUGCCAGUAGACAAACAUAAGAAUAAUCUCCUAUAUAUCGUGCCACAAAAAUCUUUAAAGUAGAAUCGUGCCGAGGUUCUAAAGCGAGAGACACACUGUGCAUGCUGGGUAACGAGAUCAAAAUGAGAGGUAAAUAUCUCAGGAGUUUGCCUCAGGGGAUCCAAGCAGGCAACAAAAGAAAACAUUAAACUUCGGCAAUUAAACUUCUGCUGUCGUUGGACAGCCGUAUAUAUGUAAUAAUAGGGUUGUAGGUGUAAUGCUGUUUGACCGGUACUACAAGGUCUUCAUCAAGAUCCUGCGUAGUCCUUACAGGAAUAUUAAAUAUGUAAUCAAUAACCAGCAGUUCUUAUCCACUAUCGUGUUCAUUGCUUGAAUUGAUCCCUUUUCACUGUUAUUUUGUAUCGUUUGUUUUUGAAUAAAAUGUCUUGUUUUUGUGGUUAACCUCCCUUUUUAUAAAAGAAAUGCUGGAUCCAGA
This is a messenger RNA of Carassius auratus (goldfish), 1590 nucleotides long. Its product is annotated as RING finger protein 122-like. Gene Ontology annotation, biological process: proteasome-mediated ubiquitin-dependent protein catabolic process. Gene Ontology annotation, molecular function: ubiquitin protein ligase activity. The transcript is spliced from 6 exons. NCBI's taxonomy places the organism in Eukaryota, Metazoa, Chordata, Actinopteri, Cypriniformes, Cyprinidae. The coding region runs from base 487 to 954 and encodes 155 amino acids. The record is from RefSeq and is a predicted model, not a curated record. Gene Ontology annotation, cellular component: endomembrane system.